AUGUUUGAACGUAUUUCUGGCGGCCGCCACAAGAAAAUUAGAAGCCGCCUGAUUUUGAUGUCAAGCUCGAGGGAAGCAAUCAGAUCUGACAAGACUUGGCUCAGUGACUCGCUUCUUGUCUUUGCAUUUUGUCCAAUCAGAAAGGACUUGCCAGUGACGUCAGGAAAUGCAGCGACUAUAAAUGGGCUGGCACCCCUCAAGCUGCCGCCAGUGCCCUUCCUUCUGAGCUGUCGGGAAGGCGAGCCCAACAUGGCUGAACCUGGCUGUGAGACCUCUUCUGAGGAAAGCCUCGGCACCGAGGAGACCACGGCAGCGGACUGGAAGAGCCCGAAUCAAAAGCAGCCGAGGCGCAGAGGCCGCCGCGGUGGCCGCCACUGCCGCCGCUUUGUCCAUCUCCGCCGCCGCCACCGCAGCCCGGACAGUUUCGCCACCUACUUCCCCAGGGUUCUGAAGCAUGUUCACGAGGGCCUGAGCCUCUCGCAGGAGGCCGAGAGCGUCAUGGAUUCGUUCGUCAAGGACAUCUUUGAGUGCAUCGCCGAGGAGUCCUCUCGCCUUGCCCGCUUCACCAAGCGCUCCACCAUCACCACCAGGGAGAUCCAGACAGCCGUGCGCCUAGUGCUGCCCGGGGAGAUUGGCAAGCACACCAUGUCCGAGGCCACCAAGGCCAUCAUCAGGUUCACCUUCCACCAAUGA
Messenger RNA from Odobenus rosmarus divergens (Pacific walrus), 693 nucleotides. RefSeq names its product histone H2B type W-T-like. The record is from RefSeq and is a predicted model, not a curated record. The transcript has a single exon. NCBI's taxonomy places the organism in Eukaryota, Metazoa, Chordata, Mammalia, Carnivora, Odobenidae. Bases 1 to 693 code for a protein of 230 amino acids. Gene Ontology annotation, biological process: nucleosome assembly. Gene Ontology annotation, molecular function: protein heterodimerization activity; structural constituent of chromatin; DNA binding. Gene Ontology annotation, cellular component: nucleosome.